Molecule: messenger RNA, 1782 nt
Organism: Didymodactylos carnosus
Lineage: Eukaryota; Metazoa; Rotifera; Eurotatoria; Philodinida; Philodinidae
Source: the annotation of a GenBank genome assembly
AUGGAGAAUGUCAGCAAAGAGAAAUUACGUUGUACAAUUCAGUUAGUCUUAAAGGAUGCUGACAUUAGUAUAAUAACAAUGAAAGACGUCAGAAAUACAUUAUCAACAUUAUUGGCCUGCGAUAUGGAUCAUAGAAAACAUGAAAUUAAUGAUAUUGUUCGAUCUGAAAUACUACUACGGGAUUCCACAACAAUGAAUACAGCCGACAAUCGUAAGAAUAAUUACGAACAAAAUGGAACAUCAACCGACUCUAUUCCUGAUGAAAUAAAUCAUUUAUCUCAUCCACAAUCACAUCAUUUUUCGUCUGAUGUUACGUUUGAAGAUAUAAGAAAAUUACAAGCAAAAUUUGCGAAUGAAAGAAAUUGGAAUCGCUAUCAUACGCCAAGAAAUUUAUUAUUAGCCUUAGUUGGUGAAGUAGGAGAACUCGCUGAAUUAUUUCAAUGGAAAAAUGAAGUGUUAGAAGGCUUGCCAGAUUGGACGUCAACUGAACGUCAGAAUGUGUCUGAUGAAUUAAUUGUAAAAGAUAAUUACUGUGUAUCAAACACAUUGACAACAUGUGCAUCCAAAACAUUGAAAGAUUUUCAGUCACCCUACACAAGUACAAUUAUUCAACGUUUAAUUGAUCAGGGUGGUAUCGUAAUAGGCAAAACAAAUAUGGAUGAAUUUUCAAUGGGUACAGCAAGCUGGGGUUACAUGGGGCCAGUAGUUAAUCCGUGGAGUUUGAAAACAACAGAAAAACACAUUGCUGGUGGAAGUUCUGGCGGUAGUGCGGCUGCUGUUGCCGCCAAUCUCGUUCCAAUUUCAAUCGGAUCUGAUACGGGUGGUUCUGUGAGAGCUCCCGCUGCACGAUGUGGUUGUUAUGGUUUUAAAGCAUCCUAUGGUCUUUUGUCACGCUACGGACUCAUUUCACUCGUCAAUUCAUUUGACUCACCUGGAAUAUUUUCUCGAACAAUCAGUGAUAUUGUAUUGACAAUGAAUGCAAUGGCUGGACCUGAUGAAGAAGAUGCAACACUGUUGCAGAAACCUUUUGAGCACAUUGAAUUAUCCGGUCAAAAUGAAGAAAAGAAAAAAAUUGUCAUUGGACUUCCAGAAGAAUAUGAUAUUGAAUCAUUAUCUGAUGAAUAUCGCUCAUGUUGGUUUGAAGUGAUUGAUCAAUUGACGUCGCUUGGUUAUGAAAUUAAACGUUGUAAUUUGCCUUAUACAAAAUAUUCAAUUGCGUGUUAUACAGUGUUAGCCAGUUGUGAAAUAACGUCAAAUAUGGCGCGUUUUGAUGGAAUCAAAUAUGGCUAUCGAACCAAAAACGUCGAAAAAGGCGCUACUUACGAACAAAUAUUAACUAAAACACGUAAUGAGAGUCUUGGUGAACGUGUACGAGGACGUAUAUUAGCUGGCAACUAUUUUCUACGUGAAGAAAAUUACGAUAGUUAUUUUGUUCAAAGUCAAAAAGUUCGUCGAGCAAUUGUUCAUGAUUAUAGCACACUAUUUUCAACUGGAAAUAUUGACUGUUUAUUAGCGCCAGUUGUUUCCGAUGAUCCACCGACAUUUGAAGAAUAUCAAAAUACAAAUGAAAUUUUUACUUCAGACGACUUAUUAACUGUCGGCGUAAAUCUUGCUGGUUUACCUGCUCUGAGUUUUCCAGUGAAAUUAUCUAAAAAGGGUUUUCCAAUUAGUUUACAAUUAAUCGGACCAUUUAUGAAGGAUAAACAAUUGCUACAACUCGCAAAUAAAAUAUGUUCAAUAUUUCAAUUUCCAUUUUUAGACUUGACAAAAGACGAUAGUUAA